Messenger RNA from Adineta steineri, 729 nucleotides. Lineage: Eukaryota; Metazoa; Rotifera; Eurotatoria; Adinetida; Adinetidae. The record is from the annotation of a GenBank genome assembly.
AUGACUGAAACAUCACCUUCAGUUAGCACUAAGCUCGAAUUUCUUGUGGAUUUCAAUCGACAAGAACAAGUCGAUCAAUUAGGAAAAAUUUUAGGAAAUCAAAAAGGCAUUGAAAAUGUUAAUAUUGAUCUUUCUUCAAAACGAUUAGUUCUAGACACAACAUUACAAUCAACAAAAGUUCAACAAAUAAUUGAACAAUCAUUAGAUACAAAUGCUGUACUUUUAGGCACUGGUAAAUCUUUUGGUGCUGCUGCUGUUUCAGCUAUAUAUAGUAAUAUGAAUCGACCAUUUGAACGUCGUAUUCAUGGUUUAGUACGAUUUGUUCAAGCUGAUGAUGAACAAUGUAUUAUUGAAGGAAAUAUUGAUGGACUUUUACCUAAUUCACCAGCUCAAAUCAAUAUACAUGAAUAUGGUGAUCUUUCUAACGGAUGUGAUAGUUGUGGAGAUUAUUAUAAUACGGAAAAAUCCUCUCGAGAACCAACUGGUAUACUUGGUCGAGUAAUGACCGAUGAUCGAGGAGCUGCUGAUUUUCGUCUACUUAAUCGUUCUAUUCGAGUACCAGAUCUUAUUGGACGUUCAUUUGUCGUACAAACUUCUGAUUCUCAACGUGUUGCAUGUGGUAUUAUUGCUCGAUCAGCCGGUAUUUUUGAAAAUACAAAACGUCUUUGUACUUGUUCCGGUUCUACUGUUUGGCAAGAACGUCAAGAAGCUAAAGAGCGUUUUCAAUAA